AUGUCGCGCUGGGUGAAGGGCGUGCGGUCCUUUUCCUCCGCUGCAUCGUCCCUUCUUGCCGAUGCAACCACUGCCGCUAAGGUCCGCCAACCCGAGUCCUUCCAAGUCUUCCGUGACGUGCCUCCUCUACGCAAAUUGCGCCGACAAUUAUUAAAGAAUGACCGCACGGUGGGCUUUGUGCCCACAAUGGGCGCCCUUCACGAAGGACAUAUUUCAUUGAUUCGAGAGGCGGCCCGCGAAAACACUGACAUUUUUGUCAGUAUCUUUGUCAACCCCACUCAAUUUGGAGUGAAUGAGGACCUUUCCAGCUACCCCCGCACUUGGGACAGUGAUGUCGAGAAAUUGGAAGAAUUAAAUGAAGAGUUGAGGCGAACUGCGGUAGAGACUGGGUCUGGGGCGGGAGCAGGCCGGAUUACAGCUAUCUUUGCGCCUACAUCGAAAGUCAUGUACCCCACACUUCCGCCUUCUUCGGAGAUUGAUGGUGAUGGCUCUUUCGUCACGAUCACCCCCUUGUCGAGCAAAUUGGAAGGCGGUUCUCGGCCGGUUUUCUUCCGAGGUGUUGCAACCGUCUGCAUGAAGCUCUUCAAUGCAAUCACCCCGGAUAGAGUAUACUUUGGUCAGAAGGAUGUACAGCAGACUGUUGUUAUCAAGCGAAUGGUCCAGGAUUUCCAUAUCGGAACUGACGUCCGAAUCGUCAAGACGACUCGUGAAUCUACUGGGCUAGCGCUCAGCUCUCGGAAUGUCUAUCUCGGUGACCGCAGACGUGCUGUUGGACUCACCAUCUACCAAUCCCUCAAGGCUGCCGAAGAAGCUUAUCUGGCGGGCAAAAAUUCUCGUGCAGAUAUCUUGGGAGCUGCACGAAAUGUUACGGAUAAGGUGCUCGCGAAGCAGCAAGGACUGUCGCCAUCAGAGCGAUCUCUCUUUGAAGUUGACUAUAUCUCCUUGGCAGAUUCUGAAAGCUUAGAGGAGCUGGAUUUCGUCGACCCUGCCAAAGGUGGAGUUCUUAGUGCAGCUUUGAAGAUGGCGCCUUUGGAAGAGACCAAGCCUGGUGAGGACUGUGGAUUGGGUAAUGGCAAGGUCCCAGUUCGAUUAAUUGACAAUCUGAUCCUCCAUCCCCGGGCCUAA
This is a messenger RNA of Penicillium odoratum, 1125 nucleotides long. Its product is annotated as pantoate--beta-alanine ligase PAN6. Gene Ontology annotation, molecular function: pantoate-beta-alanine ligase activity. The coding region runs from base 1 to 1125 and encodes 374 amino acids. NCBI's taxonomy places the organism in Eukaryota, Fungi, Ascomycota, Eurotiomycetes, Eurotiales, Aspergillaceae. The transcript has 2 exons. Gene Ontology annotation, biological process: pantothenate biosynthetic process. The record is from RefSeq and is a predicted model, not a curated record.